AUGGCAGACGACGACGAAGGCAUCCCCCCGCCUCCGUUGCGCACUGAAGGUGGUGCGGCUAGUAAACGCAAACACCAAGAGAGCGCGACGACCGAGCAUGUCCAAGCACCCGGUGCCUCGCAGUCGCCUGGUGUUCAACAACCGCAGCCAUCCGACACGAUGCAUGAGACUCCCGCAUCUGCACCGACAAACCAGUCGCCUGCUGAAGGCAGUGCCUCUGCCCCUGGCGUCGCGUCUAGCGGAAGAGCAUCAAGACGACACAGACAGCUACUACCCCGCACCCCAGCUGAACCAACGCGGCGCAAGCCCACCGCAUCGGGCUCAAUUCUGCGCGGUAGCAAAGAGAAGCACACCAUCAAUGAACUCCAAGAAGCCUAUCCCGGCGCAUUUCGCCCACUCAAGCGAUCUAGCUUCCUCAAGAUCGUAAAUCUCGACUUUCGCAUGACGAACAUUAAGUGGAAGCCCGACCCGACCAAUCCAUCAGACGACGAGUUGAACAAGAUGAAGAACCGAAUCGAUCCCCUCAAUCGAAAGAUUUUCUUCGUAUUCUGCUCGAAUGCCUUGUCUGCAUGCGUUGCCCACACCGUCUUUCCUGAUGUUCCGACAACAAGCGAGACUUUUCUUAGUCUAUACAUCUAUACAAUGGAACGGUUUGGCACAUACAAGCAAGAGAUGUUGUGGAACCGAUUCUACAAGACAGUCAUUGGCUGGGUCAGGGAUUUCAAGUCAGACUUUCGAUUUCACAUCGAAUAUGCCGACCUCGACAAGGAUGGAUAUUUCUACGACCACGACGUCGAACAUACCAAGAAGUGGGCAUAUGCCAGGCUAGACGAGUCGCUGUUUUCCUACCUAUUCUCUUUCAUCACACCCUAUCUUGACUGGGAACAGAAUUUCACGGAUCGAAACUCCCUUCGAUUCUUUUUCCUCAAGAAGGUGUACAUCGAAACACUACGAGAGGUAGCCCAAGUCUACAUGCUUGAACAGAGGAACAUGAUCAAGCAUGGCCGUGGCAAUGUCAAAUUCGUGCACAAAUCAUCGAACUGGUUGAAGUUGAAGGAUCCUCGUGCAAAGGCCUCGUCUACAUUCGAAAAUCUGUCCGUUCACCCCGACUUUCGUAAAGUCGAAUUGAAUACGUUCAUUUGGCGCGAAAAUGUGCCUCUUUUGACACCAGCUGUCGAAGCUCAAUUCAAUCCUACCGCAUUCUGGGAGCAACAUGGCACAUCGCACUCCCCUCCUCCCGAGGCAUCAUCUCCAUCGAGUGACAGCAGCUCUCCGGAUGCAAUGCCUGUGGGAAGCGGUGCAUAUCUGGACCUUGCGACGACGACGACCAAUGUCGAGGAUGAUCUCUACGGAGUGUCAGAUGACGACGAAGUUAGAGGUGUCGAUGUUCCAGAUCCUUUCGAUGACGAGAUGUUUGUUCAACAGGACGAAUCCCAACCACAGCCACCCAAGCGAGCACGCUUCAAGUCGCCGACUCCGGACCCCCCGCCACCCGAGUCGUCCGGGAAAAAGCGACCGUUAGAAGCAUCGUCGCAGGGACAUUCACUGGUCAUAUCGAAGGAUCAGCACAGUGCAAUCAUGGCUUGGCUGAAUGAACAAAUGAUGGAUCCUGAAAUGAGACCACAAAAGACAAUGCUGCUCAAGCACAUUGAGGUGCUUCGAGACACGGCCCGCAAUUUCGACGAUUUCUUUAUGGGGUUGAAGCGCCAUGCACAGCACUUGAAGAACACUCCAUUCAAGCCCCCGCCGCCCGGAAAGACGAUGGAACUUCCACCGACUAAGCCGAUGACGAUUACACCAAUUCCCGCUCCCACAUUCCCGAUGCCAAAGCCUAAGACUGCUCCCGCUCCCGCUCCCAGCAUCGAAUCUAUCAAAGCGGUCAAGGAAACUCCAAUACCUCCUCCCAGUAUUGGACCAUACAAGCCAAAGGCGACCCCGGCUACCGAACUUCCUAUUGCCGACAAACCCAUCGCCGACAAACCCAUCGCCGACAAACCCAUCGCCGACAAGCUCCCGCGUAUCUUUGUCCCGUCGGCAAAAACCCCAGAAGAUCGAGCUAUUUUCAACAAAGUUGUAGCAGACAUCAAUGCCACCAAAAAGUUU
Neurospora crassa OR74A is the source of this 2103-nucleotide messenger RNA. RefSeq lists its product as hypothetical. The transcript is spliced from 3 exons. The record is from RefSeq and is a predicted model, not a curated record. NCBI's taxonomy places the organism in Eukaryota, Fungi, Ascomycota, Sordariomycetes, Sordariales, Sordariaceae. The annotation marks the transcript as partial.